AUGGGACAAACUCAGCAUAUGGAGAAAACCGAACAUGCAGAGAUUGAUGUCAUUACACUUCAGGACAUGUAUAAAAAGUUUGUGACUGAGUGCCCGAGCGGCCUAUUGUUUUUGCAUGAAUUUAAGAAGUUUUUCGGAGUGGGACCCUCUGGGGAAGCAUCAGAGUACGCAGAGAAUAUGUUUCGUGCCUUUGACAAGAAUGGGGACAACACUAUUGACUUCUUGGAGUUUGUGGCUGCUCUGAAUUUGGUGUUCAGGGGAGAUUUAGAGCACCAGCUGAGAUGGUCAUUCAAAGUCUACGACAAGGAUGGCAACGGCUUCAUAGACAGAGCUGAACUCAGGGCGAUUGUUGAAAUUAUAUAUUGUGUCAGGAGGAUAGGCAGGAAAGAUUCAGAGGUAUCCCUUGAUGAAAUCUGUGAAAGAAUCUUCAAAGUGGUAGAUAUGGAUGGAGAUGGUCAGAUUACACUGCAGGAGUUUUUAUCAGGUGCUCAGAAAGAUCCAUGGAUUCUUAACAUGUUGCGUUUAGACAUGAAUCCGUAUAUUUGGGUGGCAGAACAGAGGAGGAAAAGUGCUCAUUUCUGA
Molecule: messenger RNA, 582 nt
Organism: Ictalurus punctatus (channel catfish)
Lineage: Eukaryota; Metazoa; Chordata; Actinopteri; Siluriformes; Ictaluridae
Product: guanylyl cyclase-activating protein 2-like
Exons: 4
Coding region: 1-582 (193 amino acids)
Biological process (GO): visual perception
Cellular component (GO): photoreceptor inner segment; cone photoreceptor outer segment
Molecular function (GO): calcium ion binding; calcium sensitive guanylate cyclase activator activity
Source: RefSeq, a predicted model, not a curated record